Messenger RNA from Effrenium voratum, 2736 nucleotides. The record is from the annotation of a GenBank genome assembly. NCBI's taxonomy places the organism in Eukaryota, Dinophyceae, Suessiales, Symbiodiniaceae.
AGCUGUUUUAGCUGAGCCAACGAUUGGCCAGAGAGCCAGACUUUACAAAGCAUGACUGCGGCGGUGAGCGCGUACGCGCCCUACGGCCAGCAGUUCGGCCAAUUCGCCCAGCCCUACGGCCAGCCGGCGUCGCCGGGCUUUGCCGGAGGCGUCUCAGUGGGCCAGCGCCUGCGGCGCAUGCUGCUGGAGCUGAAGCCUUUGGAGCAGAAGCAGAUGGAAGCGCAGAGUCUGGUACAGCAGUGUCCUGCGCAGCAAGUGGGGGAUUGCAUGCGUGCCAUUCUGGAGCAGCCAGUGCAGCUGCCCUGGAUGCAUACGCUGGGGGUGCAGAUCCUGACAGAGCUUUUGCGGCUUUUCCCGCAGAUCGUGGCGGGGCAGUUUCAGAAAGCCUACAUCCCGCAGCUGUUCCCCGACAGUGCUGAUGUAGACUUGGCGGCAGCUUUUCUGCACAGCUUGCUGCGGACAAAGGAGGCCAUGGGCCAGAGCUGCCAGGAGGAGGGCGGGAAGUUUCAGAGGCUGCUUCUGAAGAAGACUCAGCUAGCUGACUUGCGCAAGGUCCCGGCGUGCUCGGCCCGUGCCUGGAUGGUGCAGAUCUGGCGGGACGUGACCAGCGCGCGCCCGAGGGCCGAGCUGCUGGUGGAGUGCUGCGCGAGGUACCUGGCGGACCCGAAUGACUCGCCCAUGGCGAAGAUCCCGUGCCUAGAGAUCCUGAAGCAGGAGUUCUCCAUGAGGGGCCCCGCGGAAGCCGAGCCCUGGCUGCUCUCCACGCUCUUUGAGCAGGUGUGCCGGGAUCCGGCGAACCACUCCGCGGACCUUCAGCAGCUGCUCUGGUUCCUGGACAGACCCCCCAGUGUGCACGCGGUGCGUGCUCUGCUGGCGGGCCUGGCACAGGAGAAAGGGCGCCUGGCGACGCUUUGGGCGUGCCUUUGCCUCUGGGCACCGCAGCCCCCCCCGGACGCGCUGCGCUCCAACUGGCCCGCCGAGAGUCCCCCGAUCCACGUGCUGCUGCGGGCCAUGCUGGUGGCCUAUUCGCAGCUCCCGGACUCCAAGCUGCUGUGCCGGACCUGCCUGCUGUCCGUGGCGGCCAUCGCCACUGGGCAAGGGCAGAUUGCGCAGGCCCAGCCGGCGCUGCUGCUGAUGCUGCACAAGGAGGGCCCGGUGCUGCCGGCGGACGUGUGGAUGCCCUUGGCGCCCUUGCUGGACCACCUGGCCUCGCCGCAGGCGGCCGAGCUCGCACACCGCCUGCGGGCGGCGGCGGGCUUCGCGUCGGCGCCGCCGCGGGUAGGCCAGCCGCCGAUGUAUGCCGCGGCACCCCAGGAAUUUCACUCGCAUCAACCGCCACACCAGAUGGCCUUUGCGCAUCAGAUGCCACAGAUGCCACAGAUGCCGCAAGCGCCACAGCUGCCACAAGCCUCGCAGCUGCCACCAGCGCCGUCUUCAACGGCUUUCUUGCCACUGCCCGCGGAAAGCUCGCUGGUGGUGGUCAAUGAUCAUCCAAAGGUGGGCCUGCAGAACACCAAUAACACUUGCUACAUGAACAGCUUUAUUCAAGCGCUCUUCCUGACGGAUGCCUUCAUUUGGCGGAUUUUCAGCUUCCAACUCCAGCUGAAGCCAAACGCGUCCAAGAUUGACAAGGAGGACUUUGAGUUCGGCAAGAAGGUGGUGGACCUGCUGCAGCACCAGUUUGCCAAAAUGGCCCUCACCAAGCACAAGCACACCGACAUUUGGGACAUCCUGCAGGCCUUCCCUGACGCUUACCGAUCCGGGGAGCAGCAGGAUGUCACGGAGACCAUCCGCUUCGUCUUCGACAAGCUGGGCGGCAGCGACCAGCCGCUGAUACGAGAAGUCUUUGCAGGGAAUCUGCAGGAGAAGCUCCAGUGUAAGGUGUGUGGCACUGUGAAAGAGCGUGAGGAAACCUUCAUGGACCUGGUGCUCUCCGUGCCCACGGAGCAGCAGGUGACGGCCAGCGGUGUGGUGCCCACUACGCAGAUGUUGCUGAACGAGCGCCUGAAAUUCGAGGAGCUCGAUGACGACUGCUUGGUGACCUGUGAGAGGUGCCAGGAGAAGAGAAAGAUGGGGAAGUGGUGUGAGAUUGUAUCUCCGCCCGCCCAUUUGUGUAUAUGUCUGAAUCGCUUCACCUUCAACAUGGAGAAAAUGGAUUUCACCAAGGAGAAGACACCCAUCAAGGUGGAUGAGGGCCUUCGAAUAGGUGCUUACGAGUAUGAGCUGUACCACGUCAUCCUACACACUGGCAAGGAUGCGUCCAGUGGGCACUAUUAUGCCAUCGGCAGGCGCUCGGAGCCAGUGCCCAGUGGUGACAACAAUUGGUACACCAUGGACGACUCCCAGCUGAAGCCCGCAGACCUCGGCCUGCUGGCGGGCCGCCCCAGCGAGAAGCUCAAGGACGACAACCCGUACGUCCUCUUCUUCCGUUGCAAGCAGGCGCCGAGGACACCGGAGUUCAGAGUGCCCAAGAGCAUGAAGGACUUCGUGAAGAAGGAGGACAAGAAGCAAGAUUGAAGCCGCCCGGGCCGGCCCGGCUCACCGCCCAUCGCCACUGACCGGAGUAACGGAUGGCUUGGGCUGCUGGACCGUCUGAGCGCGAAACCGUUUCACACGGCAAUUCCCGUGCCAAGCACGGGCUUUUUCGAUUUGCAGGCUUACCAGGCCAUGCCGUUAAGAGCGCCUGGCUGCCCGCUCCACCUGGGAAAAACAAGCAAGAGGCAGGGAUAUGUGCCA